This is a messenger RNA of Camelina sativa (false flax), 660 nucleotides long. Lineage: Eukaryota; Viridiplantae; Streptophyta; Magnoliopsida; Brassicales; Brassicaceae. The record is from RefSeq and is a predicted model, not a curated record.
AUGGCUGGCUUCCUGCUUGGAGGUAGUGGAAACGUAAGUGACAAAAAAUUUGGACAAACUUACUCUGUUCGACCCUCAGGCGUUCAUAAAGCCACUAUUGUCUGGCUACACGACGUCCGGUUCACAGGCUACUGCUCUAUUUUAUUUCUUACUUCCGGCUCUGCAAAAUUUGAGGCAUCCAAAUGUAUGAUUUUGCCAUGCAAUGAACUUGAGAACAUGCGAGAUGAUUUUGAAUCUUUAAAUGAAGUAAACUCAUAUAUUACCGAAAUUUUAUCUUCCGAACCCGAUAAUUUAAAGAUUAUGAAAGGAGUAGGAGGAAUCGGCAUGGGUGCAGCACAAGCUCUCUAUUAUACGAGUUGUUAUGCCUUUGGAUGGGUUCCCAUAAGCCCACAAAUUGUUAUAGGGAUCAAUGGGUGGCUUCCUGGCUGGAGGAACUUAGAAUACAAUAUGAGUAAUACUAAUUUUGGGACUGCAAAUCGUGCCGCAUCAUCACGAAUCUUACUUAUGCAUAGAACUUCUGAUGAUGUUAUUCCCUCUGCGUUUGGGUACAAAUGUGCUGACUACCUUCGAGUGGCUGGAUUUCCAACUUUGUUUAAACAAUGCGGAGGGGAUCAUUUAGUGAAUGAGAUCCGUGUUUGGCUCAGAACCCUUGGGCUUUGA